This is a messenger RNA of Dimorphilus gyrociliatus, 1578 nucleotides long. The record is from the annotation of a GenBank genome assembly. Lineage: Eukaryota; Metazoa; Annelida; Polychaeta; Dinophilidae.
AGUUUCUAGCUCUGCCCGCCAUGGUGCGCUUACAGCGCGAUCCAAUGAAAUCUCAAGCGUGUCUUUAAAUUUAUUUAUCAAACUCUCUUCAGUUUUAAUCCUUGACUUACUGCAAAAUAGAUUGUUUUAAGUUUUACCUGUUUGGAUUAGCAAACGCCGUAAAUGGAUUCUUUAUCUUUCUCUCCAUUUAUUCAUCCGAAUAACCCAAUUAAGUGGCCCAGCUUCGAAGAAUUAGCAAAGAAAUAUAAAUACUUUGAAGAAUGUGGAAAAUAUAAUAGUUUGGGGAAAUUUAAAAUAAAUGUUCAAGAGGAAAAAUGUAAGAGACAACUCACAAGAUCACUCUUGGAACAUUUCUUCUCUUUGAAAGUAACACUACCGGAAGGACGUCUUAUUCCUGCUCUAACAAUACGAGUAAACUAUAUUUGCUGGCUUGAAGAUAUGCUUUCAGUUUGUCCAGAAGUAUCAGGCAUUGAUAUUGGAUGCGGCGCUUCUUGCAUUUAUCCCUUAAUCGCCUCAGCACGUAACGGAUGGCAAUUCAGAGCAAGUGAAAUAGAUCAUUUAAACUAUGAGUAUGCCUUAAAAAAUAUAAAGACUAAUUCACUGGAAGAUAUGAUAACUGUUGUUAAGAAGUCUGAUGAUGCAACAAUUCUCUCUGAUGUUUUGGAAGACGGAAAAACUUAUGAAUUUUGUAUGUGCAAUCCCCCGUUUCAUGAUAAUGAAGUGGACGACCUGAAUAUGGAGAAAGCUGCUCCAGUGGAAAUGAUAACAACGGGUGGAGAAGUAGCAUUUUACAGAAUUUACACAACGAUGAUAGGAAAAAAAUUAAGCGUAUUGCCAAUUAUUGCUUUUCUUGAACGAUACUUCAGUCAGAAUAGUGAGGAUGAUCUAAUAUGUGGCUAUGGCCUGACUCAAUUUUGUCAAGGACGAGUAAUUAGAUGGGGAUUAGCAUGGUCUUUCCAUAGGAGAAAGUUUUCAAAACGAGAGAUAGAUCGAACAAAUCGCAAAGCUCAAAGAGAUUUGGAACGGGAUAGAGGUCAGUUAGAAAAACAAGAGAAACAGUUACAAGAAGAAAUAAAAAGGGCUGCAAAGAGAGGAGAUAAACAAACCUGCAAUAUCUUGGCUAAGCAAUUAAUUCAAAUGCGAAAGGCUAAAACUAGAACUUACACUGCCCAGAGUAAAGUACAAGUAAUGACAAAUCAAACAAAAUUAAUGCACACAAAUGUUAAUGUUGCUCAGACCAUGGGUAAAACUGCAAAAACUAUGUCUGAUGUCAAUAAGCAAAUGGAUCCCAUGAAAACUCAAGCAAUGUUGAAAGAAUUCUCAAUGCAAAACGCUAAAAUGGAAAUGACAGAUGAAAUGAUCAAUGAUACAUUGGAUGAUAUAAUGAAUGAUUCCGCUGAUGAGGAAGAACAAGACGCCGUUGUCAAUCAAGUUUUGGACGAAAUUGGCAUUGAAAUUUCAGGCCAGAUGUCUAAAGCUCCAACGGCUGAAAGAGGUGCCCUGGGAGCAGAAUCUGCGAAGGCAACAGUCAGUGAUGAAGAGUUGAUGAAGCAGCUAGCACAAUUAAAAUCUUCAUAA